This is a messenger RNA of Porites lobata, 6944 nucleotides long. The record is from the annotation of a GenBank genome assembly. NCBI's taxonomy places the organism in Eukaryota, Metazoa, Cnidaria, Anthozoa, Scleractinia, Poritidae.
AUGAUUUAUAACAAGAAACGAGUCAUAAUUGUUGCCCUUAUCUUCGCUUCUGCUCCGGCAUGGAUGGUUUUUGCCUACUUCACUAUCACUUUCCAUAAUCAGGAACGCCCAUCAGAGCUACAAAAUGCACCUACCUUGGCAAAUACUGCCCCUAUAGUCAUUAUGGCAGCAUUAAAAAAUCAAACAGAAAUCAACGACACAGAUGACUCAGAUGUAGACGAAACUCUCCAUCAACUGAUUGAUUUUAAAGACUUGGGGAAGGAUAAGAGAGCAGUAUUGCUAUUGAUCAUCGUUUCCACUGCAACAGCAAGAUUUGAGAGAAGACAGGCAAUAAGAGAAACAUGGUGGAAACAUUGUUCUGGCAAUCAGACUCAGGUAAGCAGGCAAGAUAGGUUCUUUGUCGCCAGUUAUCUCACGAUCUCACGAUGAUGUUUCUUUCAGUAAUAACAUUGGUGACGAAUUACUCCUUAAUUUUGGCCCGAAAUUUCAGCGUUAAUUUGUAAUUUCACAUUUGAAAUUACAAAAUUGCCAUGGCGACCCUUCCGUACGUCUGAGUGUCAAGAUGGCGACGAAGUUUUAAAAUGUCAUGAAUGAAGAUGUCAGGGCACAAAAAUUAAAGACGCUUUGGAAAAACUGAACACACAAGAGAACUCAAGAAGGAUUCUAAGAGGUAUUUUGCCGAAAAAGUCUGAAAAAUUCUGAACUUUAUAAGCCAAAUUUAAGGUCUAAACAUUUGAGAGAGUGGAGUUCUCGAUCGAUACGUUCCAGGAUAGACAUGUCAAAAAUCCAAGAUUGCUAACGUAAUUCGUCACCCAUGAUAUUAAUAGGUAAUCAAAUGGUAUACUCGUGAAAUUAGGGAUUCAUUUCACUUGCCUUUUGUCCAAAUCCUAAUAAUCCUAAUAGUUGCCUAGGCCUCAUUUUCUUGGCCGCCCGUUGAUCUGGCCCGGUUACUUCAGCGAGCAUAUUCUCGGCCUUUUUGGAUUACAUCCUUCGAGUUUGUCAAAGUCUGCGGGAUUCGUUUUUCCAUCUGGGAAAGCUUCAUUGGUUUCUAUAUCUGCUGAUAUCCUAUUACUACGAUCCUGGCAUGUUUAUUUUCUGUUGGAGUUCGAAUUUCGUGGAAAAAGUUGUGUUGAAUGAGAGCAUGGCGGCGAAGAUGGAAUCUUUUGUCUCCUACUGCUUGUAUAUUAUAAUUGUAUAUAGAGUGAAUUUGAACAAAUUAGUACAAAUUAUCACGAAACUUCGUUGGAGUAAUAGGGACAACAACAACUAACUGCAACGUAAGUUUCAUUGACUUAUAUUUAGUAUUUCCUACCAAUUUUACGAUCGUAUUUUUACCCAAUACAAACACUGUAAUUUUACUAGAAUCGUACUGUGGUACUAUCACAGAGCCUGGGUUAGCUGUGGAUAAAAAUGAAAAUUUGUUAUGAUCAGGGUUGCAACUACAUCGGAGUUGUCAUAGCAACGAAAUGACGCUAUUACCUAUUUUACUUGCAGCAAUAUAUCUCGGCCGCUAGGAACUGUUCUUCCAAAAUCGUUCGCGGUUGCUUUUUCCUUUAAUAGCGGCCUCGAUGCUCGUCAAGUUUAAGCCAAAUCUGUAAGAGCGUUAUCGCGACUAUUAUGGGAUGAAGUCUUUUUUUAUGGCUAGAAACACAGUUAAAAAUGGACAACCUUGAUGUUUGGCCGUUAUCUGUACAAAACAAAGCGCUUUAGACAUGCAAUUUUACCUCAUGGUAGUUUCAACCUUUUUAAAAACGUUUGUGAAAGAUCAUGGAGAUAACUCCAGCCGAUUGCGAGAAAGAAGGAUUUGAUUACUAGGUAUCGAAACGCUCUUGUUAGCGGUUUUGUAAACAUUUUGGUCUUCUUUAACAAAUUAGCGAAUAAUUUUUAAACCGCUCCAUACAUUUUUUUUUAAAAUUUAAGAUUCUCGAGACUAACUUUCCUUUAAUAUGACCUUUUACUUUCAAUAUUAUUGAUAAAUUGUAAGGCAGUAAAAUAAGGGCUACAAUUCGUUUUUUUUGUUCCGGGAAAGCUCGAUGUGGGAUUUCUAUUCUAUGGACAUGAAGUGCUGCAAGUAGAGUGCGUGAUAGUCAAGUACAAAGCUACCAGUCUAAACACAUACGUAACGUAGACGGGUAGUUAAAGUUGCUUCUAGUAGUAGUCGAAGGUUAAAUCAUUGAUAUCUCAAGUAUUUAUAAAGUGCAACACGACUUCAUAUCUUAACAACUACGAAAAUCUAUCAAUUAAAUACAUACAACAGUAGUAUAGGGUGCACCACGGUUUCCACUUUUUUGAGCAGGAAUCUCAUAAGCGUGAGCAGGAAUAAAUUAAAGCCAAUGACGUCAUAGGCUAUUGUCUUGAUCUCAUGAAUAAAAUGCGCAGGAAUCUCAUUAAGAUAAGGUCGUGUGUUAUUUUUAGUUGGUUUAGGUUUUCUAGUUACUUUAAUGUCGAUAGACGUCUUCCUUUUCGAUUGGUUAGUUAGAAAAUAAGAAACGUUUUCAUUGGUUAAUUCAUAGUGUCUAAGGAGUAAAGUCAAACUUGUCUGUGACUUAAAAUCACUGAGACGUAACGUAAUUAUGCACUUCCUAUUUCCUGCUGCUGUGAUUGUCCUGUUACUUACCCCUCUCCUUUUCAUUUUUUAUUUUCCUCCUCCUCCACAAUUUUGUUAUUUUCCUUCCGCAAUUUUUUUAUUCCCAUUUUUCUUUCCUCCUCCUCCUCAUUUCUGUUGUUUUCCCUACACCACCACCACCACCACCGCCACAUUUCUAUUGUUUUCCCUCCACCACCACCACCACCGCCACAUUUCUAUUGUUUUCCCUCCACCACCACCACCACCACAUUUCUAUUUUUUUUCCUCCACCACCACCACCACCUUCCUUGUUUUCCUUCCUCCUCCUCCUUUUUUUUUAUUUUUUCCUCCUCCUCCUCCUCCUCAUUUUUUGUUUUUUCCUCCUCCUCCUCCUCAUUUUUUAUUGUUUUCCCCUCCUCCUCCUUCUCAUUUUUUUGUUGUUUUCCUCCUCCUCCUCCUCAUUUUUAUUGUUUUUCCUCCUCCUCCUCCUCCUCCUCCUCCACCUCUUCCUCAUUUCUAUUGUUUUCCCUCGAAAGGCCAAAGGGGCCAAAAUCAGGCCUAAACGGCCUAAAAAGGCCAAACUUGCAGGGAAAACAUCAGAAAUGAGGAGGAGGUGGAGAAGGAGAAGAAGGAGGAGGAGGAGGGAAAACAAUAAAAAAUGAGGAGGAGGAGGAGGGGGAGGAAAAACAAUAAAAAUGAGGAGGAGGAGGGAAAACAAUGGAAAUGUGGCGGUGGUGGUGGUGGAGGGAAAACAAUAGAAAUGUGGUGGUGGUGGUGGUAGUGGUGGAGGAGGGAAAACAAUAGAAAUGUGGUGGUGGUGGUGGUGGAGGGAAAACAAUAGAAAUGUGGCGGUGGUGGUGGUGGUGGAAAAACAAUAGAAAUGUGGUGGCGGUGGUGGUGGUGGUGGUCGUGCAGGGAAAACAAUAGAAAUGAGUAACAGUGGUGGUGGUGGAGAGAAAACAUAGAAAUGUGGCAGUGGUGGUGGUGGUGGUGGUGGUGGAGGGAAAACAAUAGAAAUGUGGCGGUGGUGGUGGUGGUGGUGGAGGGAAAACAAUAGAAAUGAGGAGGAGGAGGAGGAGGAGGAAAGAAAAAUGGGAAUAAAAAAAUUGUGGAAGGAAAAUAACAAAAUUUUGGAGGAGGUGGAAAAUAAAAAAUGAAAAGGAGAGGGGUAAGUAAAGCAUUGCUUGCAGUGUAUAAAAGAGCUAGUUUGCCUUUGCCCUCUUUAAUAAACACGAUUUGUCCGCCAAAAAUCAGUGAACCGGAACAAGGACAAUCACAGCAGCAGGAAAUAGGAAGUGCAUAAUUACGUUACGUCUCAGUGAUUUUAAGUCACAGACAAGUUUGACUUUACUCCUUAGACACUAUGAAUUAACCAAUGAAAACGUUUCUUAUUUUCUAACUAACCAAUCGAAAAGGAAGACGUCUAUCGACAUUAAAGUAACUAGAAAACCUAAACCAACUAAAAAUAACACACGACCUUAUCUUAAUGAGAUUCCUGCGCAUUUUAUUCAUGAGAUCAAGACAAUAGCCUAUGACGUCAUUGGCUUUAAUUUAUUCCUGCUCACGCUUAUGAGAUUCCUGCUCAAAAAAGUGGAAACCGUGGUGCACCCUAUACUACUUACAACAAAGUGAAUCUAUUUAACCGUGGAGUCCCAGUAACUGCGACAAUAUUCCCGGAAACGUAACGCCUCAAUACACCACAAAUAGGAUUUCCCGCUAUAAUAUUUUCUUAUCCUACUCGGGGUAUUUACUUCAUAAUACGCGUCCAUAAUAACGCGAAAAUCAAGGGCCUCGAUUCGGGGAAAAUUACAUCAUUGCCAAACAGCAAAAACGUAAUCAACUUACAUGCGUCAUUUCAGUCAUCGCCAAAAAUAAACCGCAUGCUCAUCACGAGACUCAUUUGCAUACAAUGAAACUCAUCACCAUUCUUAUCCCCAGUUUCCACGGUCUCUUCUAGGAACGCUUGGGAGCAUGGCGUCCUAACUUGUGCCCACACACAAACAAAAAUAAAGAAACGUCUGCAUUUUUAGUCUAGCUGUGCUAAAGCAAGCUCUACUAAAAAGCUCCUCAAUGAAUCAUUGGCGAAGGUGCCUUGGUUAUAAAUAGAGAAAACAGAAUUGAAAGUCGUGAAUCUGCUUUUCCAGAAAACGUUUAGUUUCAUCAUUUCAUCAUUUUUACCUCACCAAAGUAUGGAAUGUGUGUGAAAAGAGAGCUACACAACGGUAAGAAUACUAUUGACCAACAACAUACAGAGCAGGGGCAGCUGUAGUGUCAACUAUGUAUGUGUAAUCAAAUGGUGACGAGUGAAAUUAGGGAAUAAUUUCACGCACGUUUUGUCUUAGGCUCGGGAAAUUAUUAGGAUUUGGACAAAACGCAAGUGAAAUUAUUCCCUAAUUUCACGAGUAUACCAUUUGAUUACCUAUUAAUAUCAUGGGUGACGAAUGACGUUAGCAAUCUUGGAUUUUGACAUGUUUAUCCUGGAUCGUAUCGAUGGAGAACUCCUGCACUCUCUCGAACGUUUAGAGCUUAAGUUUGGCUUAAGUGGUUCAGAGUUUUUCGACAAAAUACCUGUUAGAAUCGUUCUUGAUGUGCUCGUUCGUGAGUUCAGGUUUUCUAAAGCGUCUUUUUGUGCCCUGACAUCUUCAUUCAUGACGUUUUAAAACUUCGUCGCCAUCUUGACACUGAGACGUACGGAAGGUUGCCAUGGCAAUUUUGUAAUUUCACAUGUGAAAUUAGAAAUUAACGCUGAAAUUUCGCGCCAAAAUUAAGGAGUAAUUCGUCACCUAUGAUAUUAUACUAGUAAUACAUGUACUCUAGAGAACCGUUUCUUUCAAAUUUCGUCUUAUUCUCGUGCAUAUCUACGCAUAAUUUAUGAAAAGACAAAGGUUCACGUUCCCCUGAGAGCUCUAUUGGGAAAACAAAACACACAAGCGAAAGAGGUCUAUUAACGGGCCCGAAAAGCUGUUGUCGUUUACAUUAAAGCUCGAGGUUUCAGUAGGUUUACAGAUAAUAUGAUACAACUAUCAGUAUAUAAUCUGAAUAUUUGAUUUCGGGCCCGUAAAGUUACCGGGACUUUCGAGAAACGGGCCCCAGGAGCAUAGUCCUUGGAGUCUCGGUUCAGUCAAUCCUGGGCCGGGUUGUUCAAAGCAGGGUUAAGAUAACCCAGGGUUAGUGCGAGGUACAAAUUCAGAUAUGAAAGCUUAAAAAUCAAAUUCAGUGUAAUUCUUUUAGCCUGUAAUGUACUAAAUUGAUGCUCUAUAACGAAUAGUGAAAAUUAUCCGGCAAAAUGCUUUUGAACGAAAGAACAAGAAACCCAGAAUAAACCUUAAUCCUGAGUUACGAUUAAUGGGCUUUCGAACAAGUGGGCCCUGGAGUCUACUAUGAGCUGUGACGUCAUCGACAGAGACUCGCCCGCUCUUUUCCAGACUUCGCGCGGACAACGGGCAACACAGAACGCCUAGGGACUAGGCUGGGGUCCCAGGGCUUUUCUCUUGGACUCUGGGAGGGUCCCAUCCCAGAUUUACACGAGAAAGGCCCUGAAGAUGGCUUACACGACACCCGAGACAUAAGGGCAGUUCUGACCUCGUGGGUGUAACUUGAAUUUUUCUUUCUUUAGGUGGAAUGCGUCUUCAUGACUGAUGGACUCAUAACAGACCAAAUUCAACAUAACCUUAUUUUAAAGGAAAAGGAUAAAUACAAGGAUAUUAAGCUCCAGCCUCUUAAAGGAGGCCGUGGGUGGUUUGGAUUCCGCUUCCUUAACCAAAUCAAAUGGGCAGUGGCGAAAUUUAACUUUCAGUACCUACUUAGAAUUGAUGAUGACUACUUCUUGUGCCCAAAAAGGCUUCUUUCUGAGCUUCCAUUGAGACCAAAACAAAAUCUAGUUUGGGGAUUUUUCCACUGUCAAGCAAGAAACACAUGGGUGGAUGAUGCAUUUAUGAUAUUCUCCGAAGAUGUUAUUCAGAAGUUCUUGGCGCAGAACGAAAGCUCGAUGUUGUGUCAUCCACAAGCGGACCAACAAGUCAUGUUGUGGCUGAGCAGUAUUCUAAACAUAACAUACUUCCACGAUACCAGGUUACAUCAUCAGCCUCCAGCGUCAUAUGUUCCUCGAUUUAGUCACAUCUCGAAUGUUUGUGACUCCCAUUUAGGCGCGCAUGGGGCAUAUGGCGAGACCAUGUAUUAUCUGGGGCUAAGAGCUAAUGACAACGCUAAAGAUGUUUCAGCUAUUCCUGAUUUUGCAAAAUUUUGUAAAACCACAAAGUUUGAUCACCGUGCAUUUCGUGGUGUGUGGCGACAUGAACCCCAGCCCUGCAAAGAUAACCCAGCGUGGGACUUGGGAGAUAAAAUGUGGUUUGGUAAGGAAGUUGUUCAAGGAGUGUAA